This is a messenger RNA of Eufriesea mexicana, 1095 nucleotides long. It is a transcript of the gene Sirt4, whose product is annotated as NAD-dependent protein deacylase Sirt4. Gene Ontology annotation, cellular component: mitochondrial matrix. Bases 1 to 1095 code for a protein of 364 amino acids. The transcript is spliced from 5 exons. The record is from RefSeq and is a predicted model, not a curated record. NCBI's taxonomy places the organism in Eukaryota, Metazoa, Arthropoda, Insecta, Hymenoptera, Apidae. Gene Ontology annotation, molecular function: NAD+ binding; histone deacetylase activity, NAD-dependent.
AUGUAUCACAAUACAGUCUCUCAACACGUAAGACUUCUAUCAAUGGCUUCAACUAAUCCGAAUAUGGAUUGUCAAGUAGAUGAUGUUCAGAAUCAAAGACCUAGGGAUUUUCAUUUUACACAUAAUUGUUAUAAGAAAAUUAUAAAAAAUUUUAAAAUGAAUGUUAUAUACCUAAAGUUGUAUAGAACUGUUAAUAAAUUUAGAACUUUAUUGCGUAGAACAUAUUCAUCGGACUUUAGAUUUGUUCCAAAAUGUGAACCUGUGAAAGAUUCAGAUUUAUUGGAGUUAAAGGACUUCAUUAACAAUCACAGUAACAUAUGCAUAUUAACAGGUGCAGGAAUAUCUACAGAAAGUGGUAUUCCAGAUUAUAGAUCUCAAGGUGUUGGUAUUUAUGCAAGAAGUAAUCGUAAACCAGUUCUUUAUAAAGACUUCUGUAAUAAAGAUGACAUUAGAAAACGAUACUGGGCUAGAAAUUAUGUAGGUUGGCCAAGAUUUUCUUCUAUUAAACCAAACAAUACACAUGAAAUAAUAAAAAAAUUAGAAGAUGCAAAUAAAGUUAGGUGUAUUAUCACACAAAAUGUUGAUAAUUUGCACACAAAAGCAGGUAGCAAAAGAGUGAUAGAAUUACAUGGGACUGCAUUCAAAGUAAUGUGUUUAAAUUGUAAUGAGAGAAUAUGUAGGUACUAUUUACAAGAAAUUUUGAAUAAAAAUAAUCCAAAUAUUACAGCAACUAGUCAGAUGAUAAGGCCUGAUGGAGAUGUGGAUUUAUUAGAAGAGCAAAUAGAAGGAUUUAAAGUUCCAUCAUGUGAAAAUUGUGGUGGUAUUCUUAAACCAGAUAUUAUUUUCUUUGGAGAUAAUGUUCCACGUCAAGUUGUAGAAAGUGUAAAAUAUAAUGUUGAGUAUUCAGAUUCUUUACUAAUUCUGGGUACUACAUUAUCUACAUUUUCUGGCUAUCGAAUAGCGUUGCAAGCUAACAAUAUCAACAUACCAAUAGCCAUAUUGAACAUAGGAAAAACUAGAGCAGAUGAUUUAGCAAAUAUUAAAGUGGAAGGUCAAUGUGGCGAUGUUCUCUCGAGAAUUUAUUCAAUGAUUUAG